This is a messenger RNA of Trametes versicolor FP-101664 SS1, 345 nucleotides long. RefSeq lists its product as uncharacterized. The transcript has a single exon. The annotation marks the transcript as partial. Lineage: Eukaryota; Fungi; Basidiomycota; Agaricomycetes; Polyporales; Polyporaceae. The record is from RefSeq and is a predicted model, not a curated record.
CUACUUGAACGUGCGUUCACGUAUGACGUCAUCUGCAUGUUCCUUCGCAACCUUGUCCCGCGUUUCCGCGACAACUUCCCCAAGCUCGUCCCGAUAGUACAAGAUCUCCUUUGCUGUCUCCCGAAGUUCCACAGCCACGCUCAUAAGGAGUUGUGCCAGAUUGUGUACGCGCUGUGCUACACUGCUGGCUUUGGGUUGACGCACGGGGAGGGUGUCGAGACGCCGUGGGCAGAACUCAACAUCGCAGGUCUGCCCACCCGCGAGAUGACUGCAGGGGCCCGGCACGACGCGCUCAAUGAUCUCUUCAACUUCUGGAACUGCGAGAAACUCAAGAAGAUUGGUAUG